AUGACGAACGGUAAAUCGCAAGUUGUCAUUGUUGGCGGAGGUCUCGCCGGCCUCGUUGCAGCAACAGAGCUUUCACGGCGCGGAGUCCAUACAAUCAUCGUCGACCAGGAAAAUGAAGCAAAUCUGGGAGGACAAGCGUUCUGGUCACUGGGUGGCUUGUUCUGCGUCAAUUCCGCUUCCCAGCGUCGCCUUGGCAUCAAGGACAGUCGAGAGCUCGCCAUGCAAGACUGGUUCAAUUCCGCUCAAUUUGACCGUGACACCGACUUUUGGCCCAAGCAAUGGGCCGAAGCAUUUGUUAACUUUGCCACCGAUGAGCUAGAAGCUUAUGUGAAGAGUUUUGGCAUGUCGUUUUCAAGUGUUGGUUGGGCAGAACGGGGUAGUGGGAACGCUAGUGGCCAUGGGAAUUCUGUCCCUAGGUUUCAUGUUACCUGGGGUGCUGGGCCAGCAGUUGUCGAAGCUUUCGAGAAGCCAGUACGAGAGGCGGCCAAGAGAGGACUGGUAGAAUUCAAGUUUCGGCACAAGGUUGACCAGCUUGUAGUUGAUGAGCAAACCGGGGCCGUCGUUGGUGUUCGGGGACAGAUAUUGGAGACGUCGGAUGCUUUGCGAGGGGUUGAAAGUAGUCGAAAGGCCAUUGAGAGCUUUGAAAUUGAAGCGACGAAAGUUUUGAUUACAUCCGGCGGAAUUGGUGGUAACGUUGAACUGGUGAAGAAGAACUGGCCGGUCGACCGUCUGGGCCCUAAAGUACCGCGCUCGUUCGUCGUCGGCGUGCCUGCAUAUGUCGACGGUCGAAUGAUCGAAAUCGCAGAACAAGCAGGAGCCAAUAUUGUCAACAGCGACCGGAUGUGGCAUUACACGGAAGGAUUGCAAAAUUGGAACUCUAUCUGGCCACAACAUGGCAUCCGAAUCAUACCAGGUCCAUCGUCAUUGUGGUUGGAUGCGACUGGCAAACGGCUACCGCCGUUUCUGUAUCCUGGAUGCGACACUCUGGCCACGCUCAAGCAUAUCUGUGCUACCGGGUAUGACUAUACUUGGUUCAUUCUCAACAGAAGCAUCGUCGCUAAGGAGUUUGCUUUGUCCGGCUCGGAACAGAAUCCAGAUUUGACCAGCAAGAGUAUCUGGAAGGCGCUACAGCAGCGAUUUUUCAGUUCUUCCCCUACAGAACCUGUCCAAGCCUUCUUAGAUCAUGGAGCAGAUUUCGUGGUAGACGAAUCUUUGACCGCUCUGGUCCAUAGGAUGAACAAACUUGCCGAAGAACAGGGCGGACCGUCAGUAGACGUGGAGCAGAUCAAACGAGAAAUCGAGAUCAGGGACGACCAAGUCAAAAACAAGUACUCGAAAGAUGCACAAAUCAUGUUGAUACGUAACGCACAGAACUACUGGCCCGAACGAUUCUCGCGGGUUUCCAAGCUUCACGAGAUCCUGGAUCCUCGCCACGGACCUCUCAUUGCCGUCAGACUGAACCUUCUGACCCGGAAGACGCUCGGCGGACUCGAAACAAACCUGGACGCGAAUGUUCUUCGUCCCGGCGGCGAGGUAUUUCCCAAUCUAUAUGCCGCUGGAGAGGUUGCUGGGUUUGGCGGAGGAGGCGUUCAUGGAUACAGCUCACUUGAAGGGACCUUCCUUGGUGGAUGUAUUUUCUCCGGGCGGACUGCUGGCAUCAAGAUUGCGGAAUCUCUGGGAGCGUAA
Messenger RNA from Talaromyces amestolkiae, 1686 nucleotides. RefSeq lists its product as uncharacterized. Lineage: Eukaryota; Fungi; Ascomycota; Eurotiomycetes; Eurotiales; Trichocomaceae. Gene Ontology annotation, molecular function: oxidoreductase activity, acting on the CH-CH group of donors. Bases 1 to 1686 code for a protein of 561 amino acids. The record is from RefSeq and is a predicted model, not a curated record. The transcript has a single exon.